Molecule: messenger RNA, 669 nt
Organism: Pipra filicauda (Wire-tailed manakin)
Lineage: Eukaryota; Metazoa; Chordata; Aves; Passeriformes; Pipridae
Product: leucine-rich repeat flightless-interacting protein 2-like
Exons: 11
Biological process (GO): regulation of transcription by RNA polymerase II
Molecular function (GO): DNA-binding transcription factor activity, RNA polymerase II-specific; RNA polymerase II cis-regulatory region sequence-specific DNA binding
Source: RefSeq, a predicted model, not a curated record
CGGGGCCGGUCCGGCGCCGGUCCCGUCGGGUCCGCCAUGGGGACGCAGGGUGCCGGGAGAAAGCGGCUGCCGAACCGGGAGCGCCUGACGGCGGAGGACGAUGCGCUCAACCAGAUCGCCCGCGAGGCUGAAGCAAGGCUCGCGGCGAAGCGAGCGGCGCGGGCAGAGGCACGGGAGAUCCGAAUGAAAGAACUGGAGAGACAGCAGAAGGAGAUCUAUCAAGUCCAGAAGAAAUAUUAUGGUCUGGAUACUAAGUGGGGAGACAUCGAGCAAUGGAUGGAAGACAGUGAGCGUUAUUCCCGUAGAGCCCGAAGAUAUGCCUCGGCUUCGGAUGAAGAUGAGCGCAUGUCAGUGGGUAGCCGUGGAAGCCUGAGGGCUGGAUUAGAGAAUGAGAGGACCAAAAAGAAGAACUACUCCAAAGCAACCAAUGGUUAUGAGGAAGACGUGUAUGGAUCAUCCCAGAGUAGAAAAUCUAGCAGGCCCUCCCUGCUGUACAGCGAUGCCCUGCCAGCCAGAAGUCACAGGGCGUCUGUGUACGAGGAGAGCGUUUACAGCGGGAGCCGUCGGUAUAGUGCCCCUAGUUCUCGUGCUCCUUCCGAGUACAGCUGCUACCUUGGUUCGGGAUCUCGGGCAUCCUCAAGAGCCAGCUCUGCUCGGGCCAGUCCAGUG